CCACAUCUAGGGCAAGCUGACUGAGAGGCGAUCCAGCGCUCAGCUCCUCUCUGCAGGCUGGGAAAAGAGACAGAGAGCGAAAGGCAACGAUUUUCAACGCAGGAGGAAGAAAAAAAACGUGAGAUUUUUUUUUGACACAUCAAGAAGAUACAAAAUCAACAAAGGAAGAUUUUCAUUUGCGGAUAUCAUUUAUUUAUACAUAUUGUUUAUAUAUCUAUAUAUAUAUUUGUACACACGCAUAUAGAUAUUUAUAUAUAUAAAUAUACAUUUAUCCUUGUACAUAUCCGUAUUUGUGCUCGUCUGUUUAUAUUAAUAUUUUUAUAUGUAUUUGUGUGUGUAAAUAUAUAUGAUAUAUAAACAAAAGAAUCUAUAUAUCUAUGAAUUUAUAUGCGUAUCACUGUGAGCCAAGAGAAGCAAGAAGAAAUUUCUAUAAUUUCUAUCAUCAGGGCUGGUCUCUGAUUGCGUGGUGGCAUACAAUAUCUUAAAUAUUUCCUUUGAUCUUCUACGUCAAGAGGACAAAGACUACGUGCCCAUUUUGUAUUUUUGUUUUUCUGUUGCUGCUUCCCAUCUGUCUCAGUUUCAGCCUUUUUUUUUUCUCUUCGUCCACGAGGAAUAAGGCGGGGAACAGCCGGAUUUGACCAAAAAAAAGAGAAAAAAAACGAAAAAAGAAGGGAAAUCUGUACAAAUUCCAGUGAUUUGUGUUAUUUCCUUCGGCGUAAGUGCUCUGUGUGCCGAUCACAGCGUGCCGUGUGAGAUCUGAGGAGGCAGCAGAGACCGAGUGCCACGCCGCUCAUCUCAGCGUCAGCCCAGCCAGCACAGCCAGCAUGCACAAACACCACCACUGCUGCAAGUGCCCAGAAUGUUAUGAGGUGACCCGUAUGGCAGCUCUGCGCAGGAUGGAUGCCCCGGCUUACGGAGGAGACUGGCAGGCCGAGCCCUAUGGAUACCCACCUGGGUAUGGGGGAGGACAGACCUUACCCCCUCCAGCCUCAGGAGGGGGUGGAAACAUGGGAGGUGGAGGAGGUGGUGGUGGAGGAGGAGGAGGUGGCACUUUGGGGAGAAGUAAGGGCAAGAUUAUGUCUGGUGGAGGCCCCGGAGGCCCCAACCCAAAGGGCCAGUCCAAGGGUGGACCCAAAGUAAAUGGCAACAACUCCAGUGGACAAGGAGGAUGGUGGCCUGAGUGCACCUGCACCAACCGGGAGUGGUAUGACCAGGCCAACCCUCCCCCCAUCAUUGUCAACGCAGACUCACUAGACGCAGGCCCUUAUGUAAAUGGAAGUGAUGGGAUGUAUAAAUAUGAGGAAAUCAUCUUAGAGAGGGGGAACUCUGGCCUUGGCUUUAGCAUCGCUGGAGGAAUAGACAAUCCCCACAUUCCUGAUGAUCCAGGGAUUUUCAUCACCAAGAUAAUCCCUGGAGGAGCAGCUGCUAUGGAUGGAAGGCUGGGGGUUAACGACUGUGUGCUGCGUGUGAAUGACGUGGACGUCUCUGAGGUGGUUCACAGCCGAGCGGUGGAAGCCCUGAAGGAGGCGGGGCCUGUGGUGCGGCUGCUGGUCCGACGGAGGCAGGCACCCCCAGAGACAAUCCUGGAGGUUAAUUUGCUGAAAGGACCCAAAGGACUGGGAUUCAGUAUCGCUGGAGGAAUUGGGAACCAGCAUAUUCCUGGAGACAACAGCAUUUAUAUCACCAAGAUCAUAGAAGGAGGAGCUGCCCAGAAAGAUGGACGACUGCAGACUGGAGACCGACUGCUAGCUGUGAACAACAUCGUGCUGCAGGAUGUGCGUCAUGAGGAGGCGGUAGCUGCGCUGAAAAACACCUCUGAUAUGGUUUACCUUAAGGUGGCCAAGCCAGGACCUGUGCAUCUGAACGACAUGUAUGCCCCCCCAGACUACUCUAGCAGCCUGGCCCUCCCUCCAGCCUUCCCCACCAUGGUGGACAACCACGUCAGCCACAACUACAUGGGGGCAAUGGAGCCAAAACCAGUGUACCCGCCACCCCAGGUGACCCCGUCAAGGUACUCGCCCGUACCCCGCCACAUGCUUGGGGAGGAAGACUUCACGAGGGAGCCGAGGAAGGUGGUGUUGCACAAGGGCUCCACCGGAUUGGGCUUCAACAUCGUCGGCGGGGAGGAUGGAGAGGGGAUUUUUGUCUCCUUCAUCUUGGCUGGAGGGCCAGCUGACCUGAGUGGCGAGCUGCGGCGGGGGGACCGGAUCCUAUCGGUGAAUGGAGUGAACCUUAGGAACGCCACUCAUGAACAAGCAGCAGCAGCCCUGAAGAGAGCGGGACAGACUGUCACCAUCAUUGCUCAGUACAGGCCUGAAGAGUACAGUCGCUUUGAGUCAAAGAUCCACGACCUGAGGGAGCAGAUGAUGAACAGCAGCAUGAGCUCAGGAUCAGGCUCCCUGCGCACCAGCGAGAAGCGCUCCCUCUAUGUCAGAGCUCUCUUUGACUAUGAUCGAACACGAGACAGCUGCCUGCCCAGCCAAGGCCUGAGUUUCUCUUAUGGGGAUAUCCUUCAUGUCAUAAACGCUUCUGAUGAUGAGUGGUGGCAGGCGAGGCUCGUCACUCCACACGGAGAGAGCGAGCAGAUCGGAGUCAUUCCUAGCAAGAAAAGAGUGGAAAAGAAAGAGCGAGCCAGAUUAAAAACGGUCAAGUUUCACGCCAGGACAGGCAUGAUUGAGUCCAACAGGCAGCCAGUUAAAGUGAAGCGCAAAAAAAGCUUCAACCUCUCACGCAAGUUCCCGUUUUACAAGAGCAAGGAGAAUAUUGUUGCCGACUUAGUGGAGUCUGAACAAUGCCUGACAUCCAACACAAGUGACAGUGAAAGUAGUUCAAAGGGUCAGGAGGACACAAUCCUUUCCUAUGAGCCAGUUAUCCGGCAGGAAAUCACCUACACAAGGCCUGUGAUCAUUUUGGGCCCAAUGAAGGACCGAGUAAACGACGACCUCAUCUCCGAGUUUCCCCACAAGUUUGGUUCAUGCGUUCCCCAUACGACCCGUCCAAGGCGAGAGAACGAGAUCGACGGCCAGGACUACCACUUCGUGGGCUCCAGGGAGCAAAUGGAGAAAGAUAUCCAGGAUAAUAAAUUUAUUGAGGCGGGUCAGUUUAAUGAGAACCUCUACGGGACGAGCAUCUUGUCAGUCAGAACCGUUGCAGAGCGGGGGAAACACUGCAUUCUGGAUGUGUCCGGGAACGCCAUCAAACGACUCCAGCAAGCACAACUUUAUCCGAUCGCCAUCUUUAUAAAACCAAAAUCCAUCGAAGCUCUAAUGGAAAUGAAUAAGAGGCAGACGUAUGAGCAGGCUAAUAAAGUCUUCGACAAGGCAGUUAAGCUGGAGCAAGACUUUGGAGAGUAUUUCACAGCUAUUGUACAGGGUGACUCACUAGAGGAGAUCUACAACAAAAUCAAGCUCAUCAUCGAGGAGCAGUCUGGUCCCUACAUCUGGAUUCCCUCCCCAGAGAAGCUCUGAGCUCCCUGCCGUCCUCCCUGCUUCGGUGCAGAGCUCCCUCCCAGAGACCCCCCCAAGCCCCUAACCCCACGUCCACAUGCCAAACCCUCCCCCCCUCUCCUCACCUCCUUUUUGCAGAUAUGUUUCAUAUCCAGUUUUAGUGUCAUCAUUAUGUUACUCUCUAAAUGAAAAAGAAGUCUUUAUCACCAUUACUGUGACUGUGCACACCCCUGCAUGAGUUUCUCAACAAAAACCAUUCAAGACUGGAAUUGCCAUUCCAAAGGAAUUUUGUCAAACAGAAGGGAAAAGGAGCGAGUUCCUUUAUGGGAUCGGGACUGCCUGAAGAUGGGCCUGUUGAGCAGAAAUCAGGAAGGAGUUAGUGAUUCAAAAAGAAGAAAUAUAGACAAAUCAAACCAAGUUGGAACACUUUGUAAAUGUUCAUCAGAUCACAUUAAAAAGACACGAGGAGAGGCGAAGAACAAUUAGGGUUUUGUUUUUAGUUUUGGGGGUUUUUUUAUAAACAGACUGGAUCCAUUUGAGCCCUGCUGAUGGUACUGUUGGAGGAGACGUAUGUUUAUACUGAUGGAGGAAAUUAGCAAAGAAGCCUAUUAAAAAAAACAACAGAAACUGGCAAUCUGUUCAUCACAAAGCAGCUCUCUGAUUGGUUGUCAGCGCUGCGGCUGAUGAAGGCAGAUCAAGAGGAAGAAACAUGUUGUGAAUCUCUACAUUUAUAUUAUAAGAUCACAAGAUAAAUCAUAAGUCCUCAGAUUUUACAGCAUAUGAAAAUCUUCACAUUUUACACUUCAUUAGAAACUGUCGCUUGGAGGGCUGUUAGGUUUUUUUUUGUGGGUUGUUUUUUUUUUUAUUUGCUCUUAUUUUUUUGGCUUGUGGUUUUUAGCUGCUCUGUAAAGGAAUGGGGGUAGAGAAGUGUAACCGGGCUCUCUGCAAAACACCAAACUGCCUUACAUGGAAUACACAUUGUUUUGUGAGCACCUGUUGUGAGGGAGGCUGCAAGCAAUCGAUGAGGGCCAGAUCUUUACUUCUGUGUCCUCCAAGCUUCAGGAGGUCAGACAUUAAGUGCAAUAGAUUUAAAAUCAAGUCUCACCUGCUCUGACUCCUUUCACAUCCUUGUUUUCAAACUUUUUUUUCUGUAUAAUCUGACAAUUUGGCUUUAUUUAAUCCGGACAGGUAGAGCCUCCCAGCUUCUGUUGAGCAGUAGACGACCCCAUUACACUCUCUGCCUUCCUAGAGGAUUCACUUCUGAUUGGUCACAUGGUACUGUCCUAUCUGCCGCCGCUGUGGUGGCCUUAAAAACGGGUAGAACAAGACAAUAAUUGUAUUGGAUGUUCUAAUAAUUAAAGAGUCAGUAUAAUCUGUUCUGAAUUGUCCCCCUCUACCAAAAAAACACUAAAGUUGGGUUUGAGUAAACCUUUUAUGCUUUGAGUAUCUAUAAAUGUGUUCAUUCUUAACGACUCUGAACCCCUGAGGUGAGCACACAGAAAAGAGUGUUGGUUGGAAGGGGUUUAAACUGGACGGCCUUUUCUCCUGCAGGACUAAGCUUUUUUCUUUUUUUCUUUUUGGCAUCACAGAGAUUUCAUCGCUCAGUGCAGUUUGCACGUCUGCAGGAGCAGCCCCAUCUCUGAACCCUCUUGGCCUUUUCAAGGUUUUUUUUUCAUGUGUUUUUAACUCAAAUGGAACCCAGAGCCGGGUCCCCAGCUCUCUCCUGCUCACAGCACCUGUAAGCUGCAGGAAUUGUUUUUAUUUUUAUUUUCCGAUCAGCUGUGCCCACCUACCAGGCACCGCCGCUGAACCAGCUGUCAUUACCUGUGUCAAAACCAGAGUUCAGGGAAUAACCGAAGGGAACAGAGCCAUUAACUGCUUGCAGACUGUUUCGAAAAAUGGUGUGGUAGCUAAACAAUGUAAAUAAGCCCCCCCCCAACCCAGCAGAUCAUGCAUGUGUGACUCAAACUUGGACAGACAUGUUUUAUAGACCACAGACAUCAGGUAAGUAAAAGUCUGAGCUACUCUCCACAUACAGGUUCCAUCCAAAUGUGCUGUAACGUCAGUAUUUCUCUUCUAAAGGAACCGUUGCCUGGUGAGAAGGGUUCCGGUUCCUGGAGUAGGCCCCCGUCUACAUGUGGUUUCUGGUGGAACGUGUGGGUGUAUAGUUUUAAAUAAAAAAAGACGUAUAAUGUAAAAUAAAAGCAAUUCAGACAGAAAGCUACAGAAACACAGAGCAUCGAUCAAACUUCAGAAGCGUAGAGUGGAUCCAAACCCAGCUGACUGUUAACGAUGUGUGAGCUUCUCAUGCCUCGGUCAGCCAUGUCCAAGCCCAAAGAACUCAAUCUCAUUCUCCUCUUUCCAUUGAGGCUGUGCUAACCAGAUGGUACCUGAAUGCCUCUGUGUAUAACUGACGAGGGUCGUUCUUAUGAGAAACAUAUUGACAUAUAUGCUUUUUAUUUUUUGGGGGGGGGGGUCGGGGGGGGGGCUCAGGGUCUCUGUUUGUACUUUUGGGUGAUGGUGUUUCUGUUCUAGCACAUCUGUGCAGUAAGUGCUUGCAAACAUGAACCCUUUGAUUGUACAGUAGUUUCCUUCCUGUCACUGCAGGUGGUACAGCCUAUCAGGACGCUCGGCCUCAUGGUCUACCCUGUCCUAGUCAUGAGGGAACGCAGUCCUGCAACUUUUGUUUGGGUUUUAUUUUGGGACUUGACAAGAGUUUAUUUGUUUGGAAAUAAAAUGUGACUCGGUUAUAAUCUUGA
Cyprinodon variegatus (sheepshead minnow) is the source of this 6205-nucleotide messenger RNA. It is a transcript of the gene dlg3, whose product is annotated as discs, large homolog 3 (Drosophila). Gene Ontology annotation, molecular function: kinase binding. Gene Ontology annotation, biological process: chemical synaptic transmission. The record is from RefSeq and is a predicted model, not a curated record. Bases 825 to 3467 code for a protein of 880 amino acids. Gene Ontology annotation, cellular component: neuromuscular junction; postsynaptic density membrane; neuron projection. Lineage: Eukaryota; Metazoa; Chordata; Actinopteri; Cyprinodontiformes; Cyprinodontidae. The transcript is spliced from 21 exons.